AUGCCCUCACGCCGAAUAGGUACCUUUGCCAUGACAAAGCAUUCCACGGAACCGAUUCCUCGACCGUGCGGCCCGCCGCCACCCGUCAAGAUUUACGAGAGCCUAGACGACCUGUUUCAAGAUAUCUGCACUCACGGACAGGCACACGGCUAUAGCAUCGUCAAGAAUGGGAAAAACGGACUCAAAUACAAGUUCAGAUGUGCCAAGGCUCGCAAGUACAAGGAUCAACGCUCCUCCGAAAUUCACGAGAGCAAGCGGAGGAAGUCCAGCACCCAGAUGACCGGCUGCAAGUUCCGACUGACAGCCAAGCCGCUACCUGAUGGCAAGUGGCUGUUAGAGGUGCCUGAAGGGGAGUUCUCAAGUCACAAUCACGGCUGGAAUGAAGCGACUUCGUUUGCUUUGAACCGCACCCGAGUUUUGGCUGUCCAUCAGGAAGAGGUCAUCCAGACGGCCAACGCUGGCAGUAGACCUUCUCAGAUUCUUGCUGCGAUAGAUGCUGCCUGGGUUGGAGUCAUGGGCAAGGACAUAAGGAAUCUUCUUCAAAAACAUCGCCGCCAGGAGCUCCGGGGCCGUUCGCCACUCCAAACCUUGUACGAGGACUUCCUUGUACCUGCUGAGAGCCAGUACGAGUACAUCGACACCCGGGACAACCAAAAUCGCAUUACCUCUCUUACCAUCGCUCCCAAGAGCGGCCUGGAGCUCUUCAAGCAGGAUCCCGACCUCCUUUUACUGGAUUCCAUCUACGAAACCAAUUGCCACGGGAUGCCAAUGUUUAACGCCUGCGGCGUUACACAGGAAAACAAGACUUUUAACUGGUCGAUCACGUUCAUGAGCGGGGAGAAGCAGGAUCAUUACGAAGGCGCCCUGGAUGCCCAGCUGAGGAUCCUGACGAAGCACAACAUUCGCCUGCCUGGUCUGAUUGUUACAGAUCGUGAACUAGCCCUGCUCAAUGCCCUCGAAGCUAGCGAUGCGUGGCGCCCGAUUCCACACCUCCUCUGCCGCUGGCACGUUAACAUGAACGUGCUUUCCAAGACCCGACGAUUCUUUCCAGCAGCAAUCAAGCAGGGCAGCGAAUACCACCGUCACCCUAAGUUCAAGGAAUUCCUGAAGGAAUGGAACGCUCUCCUGUCCGCCAGUACUCCCAAAGCCGCCCUUGACCACAACACUUCCUGGAACACGAACAAGGUCCCUACUCGCUGUCAUAGCGUCAUCUACAGCUACAUCCGGGGCCAGAUUUCAACUUACGCGUUGCAUUUGCUUGCUACUGAAGUGGCAAAGCUACCCGCGAAAGACGCGCCGGGUGGGAAGGGCGAUAUUUGCACAUGUCCGCUGCCGGCUACCCAUGGGCUUCCCUGCCGCCACACUCUCUAUAAGCAUCUUACCGAGGAGCAGCAGAUCGUCAACGUCGUGCCAAAUAUUCCCGUUGAGCCCGUCAAGGUCAAGGGUAAAGGCAGACCUGCUGGGGCCAUCGCCUCGGUCUCUGCUUCGAAGAAGAAGGGUGAGGGAAUCACUGGUACCAAGCGGCUGCCUUCGGCGUUCGAAUAUGAGCUCGAGAAUGAACCAGCUACGGCUGUGCCCCCGUCAACUGCUCCUUCCAUAAUGAAGGGAGCAUCGGCGGGCAAGCCACGCGGCCGCCCUCGCAAACAACAACCGCAGCUACAAGCUCAGCGGCAAACUCAGGAAGCUGACUGCAUUGUGGUAGCAGUUACAUCAGAGACGGAGGCAGCCACAUCAACUCCUGCAGUCAGAACUACAAAGCUGGGGUUACUGCGGCUGCAGGAAGUUGAAGAAGAUCUAUACGAGCCUGGAACGGCACCGCCGCGAGCGUAUUAG
This is a messenger RNA of Chaetomium globosum CBS 148.51, 1833 nucleotides long. RefSeq lists its product as uncharacterized. Lineage: Eukaryota; Fungi; Ascomycota; Sordariomycetes; Sordariales; Chaetomiaceae. Gene Ontology annotation, molecular function: zinc ion binding. Gene Ontology annotation, biological process: regulation of DNA-templated transcription. The coding region runs from base 1 to 1833 and encodes 610 amino acids. The transcript has 4 exons. The record is from RefSeq and is a predicted model, not a curated record.